AUGUCUGGACUACACUACCGUCGUCGAGUAUCAACGUCUUCGACAUUAGCUUACGCCUGGAAUUAUGGACUGUGCCUGGCCAGAUCGAGUUGCCAAGCCCAAACCAGGUGUACUACGCAGUACACUACACACCGUCUACACCAUGGGCUGUCUUCCCAGCCGUCCUCAACCUUCACUACACGUGCUGCGGGACCAGGCGAGAGGAUUCCUAUCUCGGAUCUCGUCAGCUCCGCACUCGACAGGCAGCAUCUCCAUGACCAGAACAAGCCGCUCUUCGUGGAUGCCCAUGACCCUAUCCUCUCGUUAUCUGCCAGUCAAACGACAGCAUUGGUGUUCAGACUGGUCGCAGGGUUGCGUGCGGCCGGAUUCAAAAAGGGCCAUGUUGUGUUAUCGCAUCCCCGAAACCAUCCGAGUAUAAUUUUCGGACCUACUCUUUUCCAAGAUCCAAACCAUGUUGCUUGUCUUUCAGCCCCCAGAUUCAUGAUCACAACCCAGACCAAGACGGCUAUCGUGCACGAGUUCUACGGGCAGCCCCAAAUCGGUCUACGCCCUCGUAGCUCAACACAUGGCGAUUCGUCCGGGGAAUCAGCCCUACAGCGAGUCCGUGGUCCGGCUAACAUGUCUCCCGCUCUACACUACAACAUGUUUCGCAUCCCGUCCCGUGUACAUCAUGUCCAAAUCUAUUGCAAGCCCUUUAUCCACUACCUCGACAUCUAUCGGGUAUUUGAAACAUAUCUUACGCCAUCGAUCAUCAAGAUCCUCACUAACCUUGAUGAACUUGGCUUCGAGAAAGCUUGGACACUCCCCGCUACUUUGGCGAAGCUGAAGGCCGUCCUCCACCCGGAAGCUACCGCAUCUCAGAUCCGGGGGAUGACGGAGUUCGGGGUUUCUGCGCUUUUUCGCUGGGGCGAGCAAGAUGAGACAGGAUCCGUCGGCCCGGCUACUCGAAGGGUACCGGAUUCGCCUGGUUGA
This is a messenger RNA of Neurospora tetrasperma FGSC 2508, 972 nucleotides long. RefSeq lists its product as uncharacterized. The record is from RefSeq and is a predicted model, not a curated record. Lineage: Eukaryota; Fungi; Ascomycota; Sordariomycetes; Sordariales; Sordariaceae. The transcript has 6 exons. Bases 1 to 972 code for a protein of 323 amino acids.